Molecule: messenger RNA, 1733 nt
Organism: Octopus sinensis (East Asian common octopus)
Lineage: Eukaryota; Metazoa; Mollusca; Cephalopoda; Octopoda; Octopodidae
Product: UDP-D-xylose:L-fucose alpha-1,3-D-xylosyltransferase 1
Exons: 2
Coding region: 1-1188 (395 amino acids)
Cellular component (GO): Golgi apparatus
Molecular function (GO): glycosyltransferase activity
Source: RefSeq, a predicted model, not a curated record
AUGGUUUAUCCAUCAUAUGCUGCCAGUGUGUCAGCCAGUACAGGCAGAACCAUUGUUACCAAAAUUUGUCCAAUGGAAGAUGAUGCAUUUGAUCACACAGCUGCAUUAUGUGAUAUAACAUCAAAGUUUUCUGGACAUAUCACUGUCAAGUUACACAGGAAUGCCAAUAUCUGUGAAAAUGCUUUGUCUAAAACGUUAUUUAUGUUUAUUAUUUUCUUUUCUAUAUUUGCUUGCACACUUGUGUUCAUUGGGAUGAAAAUGCUCCAGAAAAAUGAAUUGAAAUCUCAAAUUUUAACAAGUGAACAAAAGAGCUAUUCUCAAAAUCUUCAAGGUGUAAUCAGCCAGUCAGUUGAAAUUGCUAAAGAUAUUAUGAAAAAACAUAAUUUAGUUUUAUUUACUCUUAUUAACAAUGCUUAUUUACCUUUUGUCUAUAGUUGGUUGUGUAACACUAUUAAUAUGGGUAUCCAUGAGCAAAUUCUCUUUAUUACUACAGAUGCUAUAUCAAAACAACAAUUUGAGAAGGAUUGGCCUAAUGUCAAAGUUGUUGUGUUGCCCGAGACUUCACUAAAUGGUAAUCAAACUUAUAGUAAAGUUGGUUAUGUAAAACUAAUGGUGAAACGUACAGAAAUUUUAAAUUCUUUAUUGCAGAAUGAUAUUGAAAUUCUUUUAUUUGAAGUUGACUGUCUUUGGGUUUCUAAUCCUAUUGAUGAAUGCAAAAAAAUAGCAUUGAAAAAUGAUAUGAUAGUUACAUGUAUUGCUGGCAGAAAAAGAUCUAUUGCUGGAGGUUUCAUAUAUAUGAAGCCUACAAACGCUGUGAAAACUCUCUGGCAAGAACUGAAUUCAAAGAUGAGACGUCUUGGCAAAGAAAUUGAUGGAAAAGAUGAUAAAAAAGCAGUAUCUGAAGGAAAAAAUGACCAGAUAUUCUUUAUGGGACUUAUUCAGAAAAAAUUUGGUGGAAUAAAAUAUGAAGUUCUUCCACGGGACAGAUAUAUUGAUGGAAAAUGGUAUGAAAUGAAAUUAGAAAAUCGUCAGAAGAAACAUGUUGUUAUUAUUAACAAUAACUGGGUAGUUGGAAAUGCAAAAAAGUUAAAACGAGCCAAAAAAUUUGGACAUUGGUUUAUAGAUGACUCAAUGAAAUGUAAAAUGGAUCAAGUUGACAGAAUAGUUUACCGUGGGUUGUAUGUGUAAUUUAAAUCAGGGUUAAAUGUAUUCUUUGGUUUCAACAUCACAUUUGUAUUCAUUUUUGGUUUCCUUCUAACAUUUUUGGUUCUCAUCAGCUGAACAUUAGUACACCGGCAUACCUGUAGUAUAUUUAUAUUUGAGAUUUAUUCAAUCAGUAAUUAAAAAUACAUCAAUAUAUACUCAAAACAUAUACAAUAGGAAUUUUGUUCAGAAUAUUAAGCAGGCAUUCAGUUUCUGAAGCCAUUGAAGAAGCUUCUCUGUAGUCACUCAGUAGGUACCGAAUAUUCUUCAAAUUUAACUUAGCGUCCUAAAAGUAAUGGAUAAAUUGAUCUGAGCAUCUCUACAUAGUAAGUAAAGAAAGCAAACAACUAAAAUACCCAUGGAUAUUGCAUUACCACAGAAACAAAAGAACAAAUGAGUUGCAUAAACAAUACAUUCUUGUUUAGGCCUACAAUCUUUUCAGCAGCUCUCAAUAAAUUACAAAAAAAAUAAAAAUACAAAUCACUGCAUAUUUCUAGCAUUUCAUCAAUAAACCAAAUUCUUAAUUACAC